UUGCUGAAGAAGCGACAGUAGAUUUGGAUCAGGAGAAGCAAGAACCUAAUUUAGACAAUGAAGAAAAACAAGCAACCACUAAAAGAACAGUCAAAAAAAAGAAAAAUUUUUUGCAUAAUUUGCUGGAUAAAUUGAAAUUCUGUUUAGGAACUAUUAUUUGGGCUUCUUUAGGAAUGUUAGUUGGUGGUUUAUUAUUAACCCUCUUUAAAAAUAAAGGUCAACUAAUUUUAGAUAAUACUCCGGAAUUCUUAGACUACUGCACUAAAAGUAAUGGACUAGUCUUUUUUGGUUCGAUUGGUAGUGGCAAGACCGCCAUUUUAGCCAUGUUGGCUCACGAGUUACCGGGAGAAAAUAAAUAUGCGACUUUUCCUUGUAAUCUACCUCAGCGAUUAGGAGUUACUGAAACCAUCUUUUUAGAUGAAAUUAAUUUAUUGUUUAAAGGUAAUAUUGUCCAGGAUGUCCGAGAAAGACAGAGGUUUUUAAUGCAUUUUAUUGCCUUAUCACGGCAUCAAGGAACGCGAUUGUUCGUUAAUGCCCAACGCUUAGGGCAAGUCAGUAUUGAACAACGAGAAGUUACUACCGCCAUUUGUCAAGUCUCACUUUUACAAAAGACUGAUGAGGGAAUUUAUGUUCAGUGUGUGAUUUGGGAAGCAGCAGCUUGA
Messenger RNA from Ambispora gerdemannii, 662 nucleotides. The record is from the annotation of a GenBank genome assembly. NCBI's taxonomy places the organism in Eukaryota, Fungi, Glomeromycota, Glomeromycetes, Archaeosporales, Ambisporaceae.